This is a messenger RNA of Piliocolobus tephrosceles (Ugandan red Colobus), 1856 nucleotides long. Its product is annotated as spectrin beta chain, non-erythrocytic 1-like. Gene Ontology annotation, molecular function: phospholipid binding; protein binding. The transcript has 5 exons. Lineage: Eukaryota; Metazoa; Chordata; Mammalia; Primates; Cercopithecidae. The record is from RefSeq and is a predicted model, not a curated record. The coding region runs from base 66 to 740 and encodes 224 amino acids.
GGGAUACUACAAAAGGAGAACAAGUUUCCCAAAACGGUUUGCCGGCUGAACAGGGAUCUCCACGGAUGGCAGAAACGGUGGACACAAGCGAAAUGGUCAACGGCGCUACAGAACAAAGGACGAGCUCUAAAGAGUCCAGCCCCAUCCCUUCCCCGACCUCUGAUCGCAAAGCCAAGACUGCCCUCCCAGCCCAGAGUGCGGCCACCUUACCAGCCAGAACCCAGGAGACGCCUUCAGCCCAGAUGGAAGGCUUCCUCAAUCGGAAACAUGAGUGGGAGGCCCACAAUAAGAAAGCCUCAAGCAGGUCCUGGCACAAUGUUUAUUGUGUCAUAAAUAACCAAGAAAUGGGUUUCUACAAAGAUGCAAAGACUGCUGCUUCUGGAAUUCCCUACCACAGCGAGGUCCCUGUGAGUUUGAAAGAAGCUGUCUGCGAAGUGGCCCUUGAUUACAAAAAGAAGAAACACGUAUUCAAGCUAAGACUAAAUGAUGGCAAUGAGUACCUCUUCCAAGCCAAAGACGAUGAGGAAAUGAACACAUGGAUCCAGGCCAUCUCUUCGGCCAUCUCCUCUGAUAAACAUGAGGUGUCUGCCAGCACCCAGAGCACGCCAGCAUCCAGCCGGGCGCAGACCCUCCCCACCAGCGUCGUCACCAUCACCAGCGAGUCCAGUCCCGGCAAGCGGGAAAAGGACAAAGAGAAAGACAAAGAGAAGCGGUUCAGCCUUUUUGGCAAAAAGAAAUGAACUCCUUUCCUUCACCUCCUGCCCUUCUCUUACCUUUUCAGUGAAAUUCCAGCAUGCAAGCUCAGAACCAACACAUUACUCUCUGUGCCUAAUGUUCCUCAAUGUGGUUAAUUUUUUUUUUUUUUUUUUUUUUUAAUUUAUAGAGCAUUUCUGGGGGGUGGGGGAAACACACCUAAACACUUUAUCUCCAAGUUACAAAAGUUUGAGGUGCAGAGGGAAGGCCAGAUUUUUUUUUAUUGAAAUUAUAUAGAUUAGAUCUCAGUAUUUAAACUGUUCCUCAAUUUUGUGAGGCUGUGUUGGAAAUAACCCGCCUCUAGUGCUGUUGGUAUGCAAGGCAGCGGUGCUUAAUAUUUCCUGUGCUUACCAGAGACAAAAUGUACCAAUAUCCUGACACCAUUCUCUCUCCAUUUACUUCCGGUGGUUACCCUGAGUCUUGACUAUUAGAAGUGCCCAAGAUGGGGCUAACCUUUAUUAAACAGAUCACAUAUUAUGAUCUUGCUGCAGCCACAGUGCAGCUCCACAUUAACUCUACAGACCAAACCAUUUGUAUCUGGCAUCACUUACUAACACAUGACAUGCGGCUUUUCUGCAUCAACUGCUAUGACGGUUAAGAAUGUCAGUAUACAAGAAGGAAUAGAAAACUGAUACUGUUUUAAAUAAUCUGUAAUUUCAAUUUUUUUUUUUUUUUUUUUUGCUGAAAUACAUUAUAUUGUAUGUUUGAGAUAAUUCUAGUACAAAGUAUAAUAAAACUAGAUGUAUAAUAAACCCUUUAAAUCGUUGGUAAGUGUACAAGUGGUGGAACUGAAGCAUUUACUGGACAAAGUAAUGUUACUUUAAUGGUUACUUGCUCGUGCGUUGCCACACUGUGUUAUAAUUUGCUUCAUUUCCUUGCUAUUUGAUACAUAGUGUGCAUUUCUCUGUCACUGUAUCUAUUGUAAUGACAAAUUUUCAUCUUACUGCACAAUCAAAAUGACAUUGAUAGGAAUGAACUCCAGAGGCUGGGCCUGAACAGGGAGGUGGUCUCUCAGGCCUGGUGCUCAGUCGUACGACCUGUACCUCUCAACUUUUGCCCUAUCUGUUAAAUAUAUGCUAUGUCAUUAAAUGCUUUUAAAUCUA